Molecule: messenger RNA, 1221 nt
Organism: Fraxinus pennsylvanica
Lineage: Eukaryota; Viridiplantae; Streptophyta; Magnoliopsida; Lamiales; Oleaceae
Source: the annotation of a GenBank genome assembly
AUGGCUUCAUCAAAUAGACACUGGCCAAGCAUGUUCAAAUCAAAGCCCUGCAACUCCACUCACCACCAAAGGCAGCAUGACAUGAACUCUUCUCUCAUGUCCACUGGUUGCCACGGAACUCCUUACACUUCAGUUUCAGGAGGUGAAGAGAGGACUCCUGAUCCAAAGCCCAGAUGGAACCCGAAACCGGAGCAAAUCCGCAUACUGGAAGCCAUAUUCAACUCAGGAAUGGUGAAUCCUCCAAGGGAUGAGAUAAGGAAAAUAAGAGCUCAAUUACAAGAAUAUGGCCAAGUUGGAGAUGCAAAUGUUUUCUAUUGGUUCCAGAACAGAAAAUCAAGAAGCAAACACAAGCACCGUCACCUCCAAAACACAAAGAACCGACAGAAAAACCCUGGAAAUGCUCCUUCUAAUUGUUCGUCAUCGUCUUCGGAUAAAUCUUCUCUAAAUUCAACAGAAAAGCCCUUCUCAGCUGUUUCAAGCUCAACCAAUGUUAUGGAUGUAUCUAACUCCCCAACAGCUUCUGUGAACCAAACAUUUUUCCAAAAUCAAACUGAUUUCUUGACCGAACCCUUCUUUUUCCCGGUCCAACAACCCCCCGGAGGAUCAAAUGCCGUUUUUACACAAGGGUUUUCAUUUCCAGAUGCUUCAGGCGAUCCUGAUCUUAUUGAUCAUACGGUUGGAAAUUGCUCUAGUAUCUUACUCAGCGAUUUGAUGCUGAUGAACCAUGUACCUUCCAAGAAGCCAGAUGAUGAGAAAAUCAAGAUGCAGGAACAGCUAAGUAGCAGUGUACCUACAGCUCCAACUACUAAUACCAUUUUUCCUCCGAGUUUUUCUGUUCCAUCCCCGCCUCAUCACAGUCAAGGUAUAGGUAUAGGCGAAUCAGGAGUUGGAGGUCCCACAAAAUCAACGGUGUAUAUCAAUGAUGUGUGCUUUGAGGUAUCAUCGAUGGUACCCUUCAAUGUCAGAGAUGCCUUUGGUGAUGAUGCAGUGCUUGUACACUCAUCUGGUCAGCCUGUUCUCACCAAUGAAUGGGGUGCGACUCUCCAGCCACUCCACCAUGGCGCUUUUUACUACCUAAUGCGCACGUUUACUCCACCAGUUGACAGAACCAUCGAUUUGGCCUUAGUUUCUACUUCUUGUGAUCAGCCUGCUGUUCCAUUUGAUCUAUAUAACUCUGUUUCGUGCCGUAUUAUGCAGAAUAUAGAUGGAAUGCGUUUUUAA